Molecule: messenger RNA, 2096 nt
Organism: Pimephales promelas (fathead minnow)
Lineage: Eukaryota; Metazoa; Chordata; Actinopteri; Cypriniformes; Leuciscidae
Gene: hacd2
Product: 3-hydroxyacyl-CoA dehydratase 2
Biological process (GO): sphingolipid biosynthetic process; fatty acid elongation; very long-chain fatty acid biosynthetic process
Cellular component (GO): endoplasmic reticulum membrane
Molecular function (GO): 3-hydroxyacyl-CoA dehydratase activity
Source: RefSeq, a predicted model, not a curated record
GGCGCUCCACUCAGCACCUUCUAUGUCAGCAAGGCCAAACGCCUUUAGUCACCGUCACCGGGACCCUUUGGAUGAACCAGUUUUUCUAAUGAUAGUUCAGUCAUGUCGGCACCUGCCAUGGGGACCAGCAAAACAGCGCACAGUGAUUCCAGUAACAAGAGGAAAAAGGGACCCGGGACGCUGGCCAUCGCUUAUCUGGUCAUUUACAACGUGGUUAUGACAGCAGGAUGGCUGGUGAUUGCAGUUGGUCUUGUUCGAGCAUACCUGGCCAGAGGAAGUUACCAUGGUCUUUAUUACUCGAUAGAGAAGCCCCUGAAAUUCUUUCAGACUGGUGCACUCCUUGAGAUAUUGCAUUGUGCCAUGGGAAUUGUUCCCUCCUCGGUGGUCCUGACUGGGUUUCAAGUGAUGUCACGGGUGUUCCUCACCUGGGCAGUGACACACAGCGUUAGAGAAGUCCAAAGCGAAGACAGUGUUCUCCUUUUUGUGGUGGCCUGGACGGUCACGGAGAUCAUCCGUUACUCUUUCUACACCUUCAGCCUGCUCAACCAUCUGCCUUACCUCAUCAAAUGGGCAAGGUACACAUUUUUUAUUGUGCUGUACCCUAUGGGAGUGUCGGGGGAACUUUUGACGAUCUACGCCGCGCUUCCAUACGUACAAAAAACAGGGCUCUACUCCAUCACCUUGCCUAACAAGUACAACUUCUCCUUCGACUACCACACCUUCCUCAUCCUCAUCAUGAUCUCCUACAUCCCCUUAUUUCCUCAGCUCUACUUCCACAUGAUGCGCCAGAGGAAGAAAGUUCUGGGUCACAUGGACGAGUACAGCAAAGUGGAAUAACACGGCCCGCGGUGCGCCUCACACAGCAGACUGAUCAAGCAAACGGAAACAAGCGCAUAACCUUUAAAAGCCACACUUUACAGAUUUUCAAAAAAGAACACAAGGCCGCCUUGUCGGAAAACAGGCCAGAUAUGCAGAAUGUUUGUUAAUACUGUUUUGGUCAAGAACUGUACUACACUAAUGGCUUUUCCUCAGUUUAGAGGGAGGGGAAUGCUGUUACCAUACUAAUACAUCAGCUACUGUGUGACAUUUUUAUUUUAUUUUGAAUUCUAAAAUUACUGACCAAAUAUUGUAGCAAAUCUAAUUCAAAAAAAGGGCAAAAAUACAGUUAGUUGCAUCUGGUGGUUUAAACCAGAAGAAAUGUCCCAUAAUUCUCCUGUGUUGUGUGUUCUGUACACUGUAUUUCAGACAACUGAAUCUAGUUGACUUAAAUAUCACUCAACUCAUUCCUUUUCUUUAGAUUUGAGUGCGAGUCAUAGCUCAAACUGUACUUGUAUUCUAAUAUUCCACACUGCUUAUGUUUCCUUCAUGAUUACUGUUAGUAUUUUCUUUCUUUUGUGCUGUGUUUCUUAAAGGAGCAAUGUUAAUCGGUUGUUUUAUUCAGUAUUGGAUCUAUGUUGUUGGUUUGUGGCCGUUCGCUCAGAAAAGAGGUGUAUCGCCCAGUGAAAUUGGCUGAGUUGCUGGGUUCGGACCUCGCAGUCAAAGCUACUAAUGUACUAGAUGUGCAUUUCUGUCAUAGAAGGAGAUUGCAGCUGACACUUUAGGAGCUUUUACAGCUGGUGAUGAUGUGGAAGUGUUUGGCAGGGAGACGAGAGGGCCAUGGGAGCACAUGCUGGGCAGAAACGAACACAAGCCUCGGCUAAUGGGGGCCAAUUGGAUUUGAGUGCCUCCUGUCAUGCUUCUCCAAUGAGUAAAAUCUAAUAAUGUGGAGAGAAAGCUGGGAGUCAAAACUUACUUAACGCUUCAUUGCCCAUCUACCUAAUUGUGAACAGCCAACUUGAGCCCUUUGCCAAGCCGAUUCAUGAAAAUAUUAGCAUGGGAUGGAUGCUGGUGAAAAGCUGGAGUGCGCCUUUGAAUAACACUGCAUGUAAAUGUGGUGUGGCUGUACCUUGGUUAAUAGAAGCAUGACCCUUAACUCAAAUUAAAACGCCAACAUUGUUAAGCUUUUGAUAUUAAAGAUCUGCAUGGGUCCAGCAAACUUUGUAUGAAUAGUAAUACGAUGAUAUAUAUUUACAAUAAACCAUAACAUGGGAAGCAAA